Molecule: messenger RNA, 2503 nt
Organism: Diprion similis
Lineage: Eukaryota; Metazoa; Arthropoda; Insecta; Hymenoptera; Diprionidae
Exons: 6
Coding region: 25-1884 (619 amino acids)
Biological process (GO): DNA double-strand break processing involved in repair via single-strand annealing; double-strand break repair via homologous recombination
Cellular component (GO): site of double-strand break
Molecular function (GO): single-stranded DNA binding; Y-form DNA binding; flap-structured DNA binding
Source: RefSeq, a predicted model, not a curated record
ACUUUGAUUAUAAACACAACAUUGAUGAUGACUCUUUUGUUCCAAAACAAUAAUCAUACCAACAGUAAAACGAGAGAACAACGCGUUGAAGCCUUUGCCCAAACUUUGAACAACGCUUUCCAACAGUUUCAAAAACUAUGGAAUGACUAUAAAGAAUUGUUGGAUAACAGUAAGAAAGCUGAAGAGGGAAAAUCAACUUCACGUAUACCACAAAAUGAGCCCCAAGUUGGGAACACUAAAUGUCGUUGCCAAGCAACAGCCACGAGGGACACUAAGAUUCCAACAAAGGAAACUGUCGCUCUUCCAACAGAGAGAAAAGCUCACUGCGAUCCUGUACCUCUUGCUAUAAAUGAAAAUCAAAAAUCAAAUCCUAUACCAGACUACAUGCAAGAGUUCCAAAUAUUCUCACAAGAUUUUUGUACCCAAGGUUUAGAGGAAAGUUUUAUAAAUCGAACUACAUCACCUGUGCUUCAAGAUAUUCAAAAUGUCACUCCCAAAAGAUCAAAGAGCCCCAUUUUCGGCUCGAAAAAAACAAAAUCUCGAAUAUCAUCCCCCGUAGUUAGCUCUCCAAGUGUUAGCGAAAAAUCUGUGAUCAUAUUGAAUGAUUUCAGCAAUGACACAGGUUCAAAAAGUAACGAUCUGUGCUCUCCAAAGACUCCUUUGCAUUCCGGCACAAAUGCACACGCAACAAAUCCUAUCUCUUCAAAUCUUAAAGAGAUAUCGUCAGCCUCACAGUUAUGUACACCAAAAACAGUUAAGAAAUUGGGUAUCCAAACAAUCCAUAAUGUAAAUACUGAUAUAAUACCUGGUACGAAGAGAAAAUUGAAACAAAGCAAGCUCUUCACCAAGACUGAGCAAGUCACAGACUUAAGUAUUUGCGACGACGUCUUUAAUGGUAAAACAAAUGAACGUCAAAUAAAUAAAACAUGUGAUAAUUUAACAAGUACAAAUUAUUCAGAGGCGAAUAAUAGUUCCUGUGAAGAUAGUCUGAUACAAGUGAGCCCAACGCAAACGAAAAGAUUGUCAAAACUACGACAAAAAAUUUAUGAAAAAAAUAACAGUGCCGGAUCACUGCAUCAAAAAUUAUGUACAGAGAAAGCAAAAGUAAGGAAUACGCAAUACCUGGAAGCGUCUGGAGAUAUAAACGUAAAUAAUGAUGUUGAACAGACGGAUACUGACUUGACAGUAUUCGAACCAAAAGCAGCUUCAACUCAAUAUAUUUCUUCACCGUCUCGGUGUAAACUACCGAAGAAUAAGAAAUCACCGACUAUGAGCAAAAUUGGCUUAGGAAUGAGAGCUGAUAUUCAGGAGAAGAUGCAAUCCAUAUCCCAAGAGCAUGAAACGAACGACGAAACUCUGUUCAUAGAAGCUCCUGUUCCGAAGCCAAAGAAUAUCGUCUUUGGUAAAAGUGCCAACACAAUAAAAUUAUCUUUAAACAAAAGGACUUCAUCUUUUGUGCGUCCAAAUACACUAUCCAGCAAUGCAACGAACGCAACCACAAGUGACAAAGAAAUGUCCGAAUUGGAACUCGAUAUAUUGACAAACAAUUCCAAUGCCUUAACGGAAAAAUCACCACCACGGAAGAAGUUGGCUGCGAAUAAUUUUGAUGUAGUACCAAGGAAGCUAAAAACGAGUCCCACAUAUGCUUACAAAAGAAGUCCUGUACGCAAAAAGGCUGAAAGAGCGCGACUAAAUGGAUGGGAUUGUUUACAAUGUCAAGAGUAUUAUAAAGCCACUGGACUUACUGGUGAAGAACUACAGAUGCGUAAAAAUCAAUGCUCUCGUCACAGAUCUACGCACAAUGAGAGAAACUCUACUCAAAAAGAUUACUGGAAUCCUGACUUUACAAGUUCAUAUCACUCAACAGUAUGGGGUGACGAUUGAAUAUGCUGUGGUGUAAAAAUUCGACCCACUUAUUGUCAGAGUAUUUUUUUAAAUAUGAUUUUCUUAAUAAACUUUUGCAUUUUAUUGUUCGAUGGCAGAACUGUCCUGAACAAAGAUAUUAGAUACUCUGUAAGGUUCAGUCAUAUUCGCAGAAUUAUUUUCUCAGGGAAAUAAAUAACAAUUUAACAACCUUUUGAACAUAGAUUGAUUUAUUCAUUUACAACAUAUAUUAUUAUAUUCUCAAAUAACAUAGCAUAGAUUUAUAUAACUAUAUUAUUUAUAUAGAUACAUCAUUUAUCAUUUUACACAAAAAUAUAGAAUCUGUAGGUUGUCGCUAAAAGAGGCUAAUCAAACGCAACUUGUAGUUAAGCAAGGUUUGCGAUUUGGUUUAAGGUACAUCAUUGAUAUUGAUCUGGACUUGUUUAUCGGUUUGACCUUUGUUGAAAGCUUUGUUACGAUUUCAAUACCAAAUAAUACGGUUUGGAUUUAAUUCAAAUUAAAAGGAAAGGUGAAUUGACGUUCAGGUAACUAAGCAUCGAAAUUAAGUAAUUGAGCGUUUUAAAUGUUCGUAAUAAUGUCAGAAAAUCGGUAAGAACACCGAUAGCAGCUGUUAGAAGGG